GAUCGUAUGCCCUUGCCUAAAAUUUCGGAAAUAUUUGAAGAAUUGAAAGGUGCAUCUGUCUAUUCCACGUUAGAUCUAAAAUCAGCUUUUAACUCAUUGAAACUAAGGGAUGAUCAUGCCCAUAAGUUAGCAUUUUCAUGGAACUCUGUCCAAUAUGUCCCUAUCGGUACACCUUUUGGUUUAAAGCACGUUUCUAGUGUUAUGCAGAGAACCAUGAGUAUCGUCCUU
This is a messenger RNA of Rhizopus microsporus ATCC 52813, 228 nucleotides long. RefSeq lists its product as uncharacterized. The transcript has a single exon. The record is from RefSeq and is a predicted model, not a curated record. Lineage: Eukaryota; Fungi; Mucoromycota; Mucoromycetes; Mucorales; Rhizopodaceae. The annotation marks the transcript as partial.